Molecule: messenger RNA, 1448 nt
Organism: Lycium ferocissimum
Lineage: Eukaryota; Viridiplantae; Streptophyta; Magnoliopsida; Solanales; Solanaceae
Exons: 5
Coding region: 332-1330 (332 amino acids)
Source: RefSeq, a predicted model, not a curated record
UUAUGCAAAAGCAAGAUCAGAUUAGAACUCUGUCUGAUCUUGCUACUUGCAGAUAAACCAAAUAUUCAUGUGGCCUACUUAUAGCUCAUUUUCUUUGUGAUUUUUUCAUUUCCAAUUACUUAAACAUGGCAUAGGUUGCUGAAGGACAGGAAUUUUAACUUGGAAGUAACACGUUAUAAAGUUCAUGCUGUUGAGUAUUUUUGCUGAUUCAUCAACUAGAGGGUUCUUGGACUUACCCUCCUAUAUAAGUAUUUCUUAAAAAUAAAAAAAGAAGUGCCAUCAAAAUUUUCAUCACCUACAUUGUAUUCCAAAAAACACGAAUCCUCCUAGCAUGGAACAGUCAAGAAAGCAAGAUGAAUCAGAGUUCAACUUGAGAGAAUGGGCUACUAAGGCUAGACUUAGCAGAGAAAAAACCAAUUCAAGAAGGCACUCUGCAUCUUAUAUUAGAAGUUUUAGAGAAGAGGCAAAAUCUUUCAGAUCAAGUGUCACUAUUUCAAGCACUGCUUCCUCCCCUGGCUACACCUUAAGAGAGGAAAUUGAUCCAUCAAAAUAUUCUUUUACCAGUGCCCUGAAAGCAUUACAGGCAAAGACAAUAUACAGUUGGGAAUACAUGUCACCAGAUGGUUUGGCUCUGCAUUCAAAGUGGAAUGAAGCUGAGAAAUACAUAUGCAAUCCGUAUUCAGGGGAAGUUCCAUUGGAGUGUUUGUCUACAAAAAUACUUAGUGCAAGAUCAUUUCGCCAACCAACAAGCAGAAUUGCCAUCUCUGGAUCUCUCAUUCAUCCUUCUCAGAUACAGAAUACAGGACAAUUCCAAACAAAUCACCAUGUAAAACCUUCUUUGCAUACACAUGAAGUUGAAAUCCAAAUCCCAAGCAAAGAGAAGAAAGACAUUAACAUUACAAGAGAUGUGGGAACGCAGAGCAUUUCAGCUUAUGUAAGUUCAAAUAGUCCAAGUCCUGCUCCAACUCCAUCAAUUGAAGAAAGGUCUAUUAAGCUAAGUAGUGAAGCAGCUGACUCCUCACCCAUGACUACUCCUUCCAUUAAAGAAAUAUCCUCAAACCACUGGGAAGCAGUUGAUGGUCACUCUCCUAUGACUUCUCCAAAAAUAAAAUCUGACCAAGAGGUGGAAGUGAAAGAAACAGGAGAGAAAGAAGACACAAAAAGAAAUGAGGAACUGCAGGGACAGAAAGGAAAGCAGAGGUGCAGGCAAUUAGGUGGGUGCUUGUCAUGGAGGAAUUUGUGGAUGAGAAGAACAAGGCAUAGAGAAAAGCAUAAAUCAAGAAACAACAACAUUUUUCUUUGCCAUAUAAAUGGAUGCUAUAAAGAGUAAAUUAAACUGUCCUUGCUUGGCCCUUGGGGAUUGAAAGAUUCUCUUUACAUCACUCCUUUCCCUUUUCUUAUAUUCUAGGGGGGGGGGGGGGUUUAAUUUAUAUAAUACAUUAAUAAUA